UCUCUCUCUCUCUAUAUAUAUCUACUCCAGUGGCUCUCUCUUUCUAUCUCUCUCUCUCUCUCCCCCUGUUACUAAAAUUUCCACAAGUACUUCAUAUAUGUGGGCCAAGAUUUCAAUCUAAUUUCAAUUUCAAUUUCAAUUUCGUUUGAGUUUGAUUCGAUUCGACUUUCGUUGACACCCUCAACACUUUUCACCCAAACCCACCAUAGAAUCGAUUCCACAAAUUAUAAAAGAUCCCAUCUUUUUAGUUUAUUAAUUUCUUGCUUGAUGGAAUUUAUCACCUCUGUUUUACUCAAGAAAUCAGUAGAGGAAUUAUUCCAGCUAUUUAUCUUCUGACCCUUUGAAAAACUGAUUGAAAAAAAAUAGAAAUUAGAAAAUGGGAUGCUUUGUAUCAACUCCAAAGGACAGCGGUGGAAACAGGAGAAGGCCAACAAACAUUGGAGAUGUGUCUGUAUUCGUACCAGGUUUAAGGAUUCCUAAGCCGGUCAAUUUCUCGGAUUCAUUAGGCGAUCACCUAACAAAAAGCUUAGUGGAACGCCUUUCUGCUCUUAGAACCAGGAUAGUUGUUAUGGCUGGGCAAGAAGGUCCCACAAUUACUAGAACAAGGCGGAAAACUCAGCACGGGGGGUCAACGCUCGGUGAUCUUCUUCAGGCUCUAGAAGAUUAUUUGCCGGUUCUUCUAGGAUUGGUUAAAGAUGGGAGUCCUUUGCAACAUAAAGUACAGUUUGUUUGGAUCAAUCAAGAAGAUGAAGCAGAGGAAACGGGAAUGUAUAGUGCUUGGUAUGAAGUACUAUCUGUUUUGCACUUGAUGGCAACACUAUCGUUAUCGCAAGCUAAUUUGCUGCUUCUUCCAAGAACUUCAAUUGAUGGUUAUCAGCCAAAGGUAUCAGAAGAGAGCCGUCGAUCUUCUGUUGAUGUUUUCUUAAAGGCAGCUGGUUACCUUGAUUGUGCUGUACGACAUGUCCACCCACAGUUGCCCAACGAACUCAGGAGAAACCUUCCAGUUGACCUUGCUGAAGGAGUUCUACGAGCACUUUGCCUCCAAGCACUAGGGCAGGGUGUUGAUAUUCAGCUUGGACUUGCUAUUGACAGUACAAAGGCAACACUUGCUGUGAAAAGAAGACUUGCGUGUGAGAUGGUCAAAUACUGGCAGCAGGCACAAGAUAACAUGAUGAACCUUCCACUAGCAAAUGGUUGGGGAGAAAAGCAUGCUCUUUUCGUCAAGUGGAAGUACGUCGAAGCUAAGGCGGGAGCAUACUACUAUCACGGUCUGAUACUUGAUGAGGGGAAUACGGAGAAGUCACAUGGAAUGGCUGUAGCUGCUCUUCAAGCAGCAGACGAGUAUCUGAAAGAGAGCAAAAAGGCAUCUGAAUCUUUUAAUGCAUCUGUUCCUAUAUCUAGGAAUCCUCCUCUGUGGGGAACCAUGAAGUAUCUGUCUGAAAAGAUACCAAAGGAUACUUGUAGCAAGGUGCGAAUCAACAAGGAUCUAUACACUUACGAAAGAAUAAUGGAAACGGCGCCAACAUUACCAGAUUUUGCAUUGGCAUUAAAACCAGAUGAAUAUCAGCUUCCUCUUGUGGAUCCCUCUUGGAACGACGAAUCAACCAAGAAUAAGACUGGAGAUUAAUUAUUUGCAGCAGCAGCAGCAGCAGCAGCAGCUCUAUCCAAAGUUUUCUUCCUCAUUGCAUAAGAAUGGUACAGUUCACCUUGUGAUUCAAAUGGUUGUCUUAAAAUCGUCACACCGGAAAAGAAAAAGAAAUAUUCGUUACGGUUGCUUUGAAUCAUUCCUGUUUUUUUUUUUUUUUUUUUUUUUUUUUGGUUUUUCUCCAGUUUUUAUGUGUAAUGUAGAGUGUGUGAAAGUAAAGAAGGGAAUGUUUUCCUUAGCCACAGUAACACAAAUAAUGAUAAUUUGUAUUAUUUUCAUACAUUCAAUCAAGUGAAGUUGCAUGGCAC
Erythranthe guttata (spotted monkey flower) is the source of this 1953-nucleotide messenger RNA. Its product is annotated as Endosomal targeting BRO1-like domain-containing protein. The record is from RefSeq and is a predicted model, not a curated record. NCBI's taxonomy places the organism in Eukaryota, Viridiplantae, Streptophyta, Magnoliopsida, Lamiales, Phrymaceae.